This is a messenger RNA of Tarenaya hassleriana, 508 nucleotides long. Its product is annotated as protein transport protein Sec61 subunit gamma. The record is from RefSeq and is a predicted model, not a curated record. The transcript is spliced from 3 exons. Gene Ontology annotation, molecular function: transmembrane protein transporter activity. Bases 64 to 273 code for a protein of 69 amino acids. Gene Ontology annotation, cellular component: membrane; Ssh1 translocon complex. Lineage: Eukaryota; Viridiplantae; Streptophyta; Magnoliopsida; Brassicales; Cleomaceae. Gene Ontology annotation, biological process: post-translational protein targeting to membrane, translocation; protein targeting.
UAUUGCUCUGGAGAACAAAAAAAAAAAUCUACGAAUUCAGGUCAGCUGAGGAGGAAAUUCGUCAUGGACGCCAUUGAUUCCGUCGUUGACCCUCUCAGAGACUUUGCCAAGGACAGUGUUCGCCUCGUCAAGCGUUGCCACAAGCCGGAUCGCAAAGAGUUCACAAAGGUUGCGAUCCGAACGGCGAUCGGGUUUGUAGUGAUGGGAUUCGUUGGCUUCUUCGUCAAGCUGAUCUUUAUCCCGAUUAACAACAUUAUCGUCGGUUCUGGUUAGAUAACAAGAAGAGAUGGGAGAGAAAGCCUCAAGAAUGUGUAGUUGAAGCUUGUGCUGUCUCAAGAGAGAGAUGCUGGUUGUAGUUUUCUUCAUUUUGUUUUGGGUACUCUCACGAGAAACACAUACGUUCAUGUGAAACAACAGAGACUAGUCUCUUGUUCCUUCUCUUCCUUUUUUACAAGUUAAUUUUGUCCUUUGAUAUUUCAUUUCACCCACACUAAAGUGCUUUUGUCCA